This is a messenger RNA of Argentina anserina (silverweed cinquefoil), 1527 nucleotides long. RefSeq names its product RING-H2 finger protein ATL52-like. Bases 225 to 1346 code for a protein of 373 amino acids. The record is from RefSeq and is a predicted model, not a curated record. Gene Ontology annotation, biological process: protein ubiquitination. Lineage: Eukaryota; Viridiplantae; Streptophyta; Magnoliopsida; Rosales; Rosaceae. Gene Ontology annotation, molecular function: transferase activity. The transcript has a single exon.
CAACCCCAGAGAUUCUACAAAACUCAGUCUUAGAUUGUAUCGGGUACCCAAUUGGUUGUUUUCUAAUAACAAACUCAUUACUCCACUGAGUUUGGUUAUUAUUUUCAUCUAGUGUCUGCUAUUGCAUUUCGCUAUCUGGAAAAUAAAAUAGAGGGUCGAAACAAAGCAUGAUAUUGAGAAUGUGAGUAAGGUUAGAAAAAGCUGUAUGUGAUAUCAGAUUAGUGAUGGGGUCUAUAGGCAGUAGUAGUAGUCCAAAAACAUGGAUACCAUAUAUGAACAGCAGAGAUUGUUCUCAGGGUUUUUGUAGUUUGUACUGCCCACAAUGGUGCCACAUCAUAAUACCACCUCCUCCUUCCUUCAAUUUUGCUCAAGACAAUUCCUCAUCUUCUCCAAGUCUCUCUCCUCUUGUUAUUGCAAUCAUUGGCAUUCUGGUGAGUGCCUUUCUUCUUGUGAGCUACUACACCAUAAUGUCCAAGUACUGCGGUAACGGGGACAGAAGAAGAUCAAGAAGCAGAGAAGAUCAUGGCCAGAAUGAGGAGUUGGAAGGUACCGAAAAUCGUUCUCUUCAUGAACCGUGGUAUGUGGUGACUGUUGGAUUGGAUGAAGCUCUGAUCAAGUCCUUGAGAGUUUGCAAGUACAAGAAUGGAGAUGACUUGAUUGAAGGGACGGAUUGCGCUGUGUGUCUGAGUGAGUUUGAAGAAGAUGAGAACCUGAGGCUGUUGCCCAAGUGCAACCAUGCUUUUCAUCUACCAUGUAUUGAUACAUGGCUCAAGUCUCACUUGAAUUGCCCCCUAUGUCGUGCCAGUGUGGUUUCAACAAAUGCUCCAACGCAUCAUCAAUUGCCUCCUGCUGUGACUGAAACUCCUCCGAGCAGUAGCAACGAAGGUGGAAAUGUAGUAAUGGGGACACAAGUUUUGGAGAGGGGUCAUCAUCCUCAAAAUGUGGCGAUAGUGCAUGGAGAUGUGAUUCCAAAGACACCAUUGCGUGCUUCUAGUGGUUUGGGAAAUUCAGAAGAGAGGAAUACAAUAAUAGAGAUAGUUGCUGAUGAUCCAUUUCAUCAAACAAUUAGAAGGUCAGUCUCCAUGGACUAUAUAUGUCACGAUGACCGCAUUUUAGUGGCCGAUAUUUUUCGCAUGAAUGAUGAAGAUGAACAUGUGGAAGGCUGCCCAGAGUCAGAAUCAGAUGAGAUAGCUGGUUCUUCAACACAAUCAGUAGCUGGAGGAGCUGGAACUCCUAGCCUCUCUAAAGAGCAUAUGGGACAUGUUGCAAUCAAGAGAUCAUUUUCGAGUGGGAGAUUGUUUUUCACUAGGCCUGCAAGAGCAAGGCAUUCACUAAUUCCACUCUAAACUCUAGAAGAAAAGAGUUUGGUCUGAACCUAGCUAUCACAUUGCUUCGUGUGAUUACGAUCCUUCUUUGUAUCAUUUUUCUUUUAGCAAAACGGAGAGUACUUGUUCACAACAAGUCUAUAUAUACAAGAUUGAAACAAGAUUAGAACAACAGUACUAAUAUGUAUCAUCAUUUAUGAAA